AGACAUAGGUGUGUUUUAUAUGCAUAUGUAAAUAGAACAAGUUAGGUGUCAUUUUAACUUCCCUUGUCUAUAAUCACUUGAAGUUCCUUGUGCCAAGCAUAAAAUAAUUGCUGAUACCUGACUGUGAGGCCUUUUGGUUGCUGUCAUACGGACAGAGAGCAGCAGGCAAGAGUACAGAUACUCACUACUGCACACUCACAGAGCAGAGAAGCACAAUGAUAGAUGGGUGUCUAAAGAUGCCCCAGACCUUUGCCAGAUAUGGUUAAUUACAAAACAAAGCUCUACAUGGUCACGUCCAAAACCAGCAGUUACACCUGAGUCUUCACAGAGGAACUAGUGUUGUGGAGGAAGCCCCCUCCCUUCCUCACAGCUUCCUCACAAGAUUGCUUUGGGACCUUCGUAUAACUAAAGCUGCCUUCUAAAGCACUGUGCUGUGUAAACUGUGGUUUCUGAUGGUUUUAGUUCUCUUUAGUAUUUUUCUCUUCAUUCUAUGUAUUUUUUUCUUUCAAAUGUUUAUUUCUUAGGGUAUUUCACUGGAAGAGUUUGACAAGCUAUCUUUCAAUAUGAUUUUAAUGAGCCCUCCAUGUCAGCCAUUCACAAGAAUUGGCCUACAGGGGGACAUGAGUGAUCGAAGGACAAAUAGCUUCUUGUAUAUUCUAGAUAUUCUCCCAAGGUUACAGAAGUUACCCAAGUAUAUUCUUUUAGAAAAUGUCAAAGGGUUUGAAGUUUCUUCUACAAGAGGGCUGCUGAUACAAACAAUGGAAGCCUGCGGCUUUCAGUACCAGGAGUUUCUGUUGUCUCCGUCCUCUCUAGGCAUUCCAAACUCAAGGCUACGGUAUUUUCUCAUUGCGAAGCUUCAGUCAGAGCCUCUCCGUUUCCAGGCCCCUGGCCAGAUACUGAUGGAGUUUCCUAAUAGUGGAACAGUUCAGCCACAAGAAUAUGCAGUAGUUGAAGAAGGCAAGCUGAGAGUGAGGAGAAGGGAGCCAGAUGCCUGCCUUGAUAGCAGCAGCACCCAGUGCUCUGGACAAGGUAGCAUUCUUUUUAAGCACGAGACUGCAGCAGACAUUGACAGGAAGCGCCAACAGGACAGUGACCUCUCUGUGCAGAUGCUGAAAGGUUUCCUUGAAGAUGGUGACACAGCUCAGUACCUUCUGCCAGCGAAGUCGCUGCUGCGGUACGCUCUCCUCCUGGACAUCGUUCAGCCCACCUCCAGGAGGUCCAUGUGCUUCACUAAAGGGUAUGGAAGCUACAUAGAAGGGACAGGCUCUGUGUUACAGACUGCAGAGGAUGUGCAGAUUGAGAAUAUCUACAAAUCUCUUACUGAUUUGCCACCAGAAGAAAAGAUAGCUAAAUUGUCAAUGCUUAAACUGCGAUAUUUCACACCUAAAGAAAUUGCAAAUCUCCUGGGAUUUCCUCCAGAAUUUGGUAUGUGGGAUCCAUGUAGAGCACAGCCUUACUUAUUAAAGCGCUCAGCCCUUCCUUAGGAACUCA
Rattus rattus (black rat) is the source of this 1491-nucleotide messenger RNA. RefSeq names its product tRNA aspartic acid methyltransferase 1 (gene Trdmt1). The record is from RefSeq and is a predicted model, not a curated record. Lineage: Eukaryota; Metazoa; Chordata; Mammalia; Rodentia; Muridae. Gene Ontology annotation, molecular function: methyltransferase activity. Bases 564 to 1484 code for a protein of 306 amino acids. The transcript is spliced from 8 exons.